AUGUUCGAAUUCAAAGCAACUUUAAGUAACGACAACAAGGAGAUUAAAGAAUGUCUUCAGGCAAUGCCCGAUGGAUUUAAUGCUAAUUUGGUUCCUUUUGCUUACAGCAUUGGUAUUGAGCGUUUUGAAAAGCUUAAGGAAGGACCCUACGAGGAGGGUAUUUCUUGCGAUAAGAAGGAUGAGUGCGUCAAAAGUGGAGGAGAAUGCUUGAAACCUGGUGCAUUAGAGUUUGGUUGGGCUUAUAAUGGAGAUAAAGUUCAUGUUGGCAUGCAACCAAUUGGUGAGCCAGUAGUGUGUGAACAUCCCAGUGAAAAUCUAGUGGACAAUUUAAAGUCUGAAAUUAAUGUUCAUGUUGAUGAUGGCAUUUAUUGGUUCAAAAUAGAGAAUUUUGAAACGGGUUUUUAUUUAACCAACUCGAGAUGCCAUUCUUUCGUAUGUAUAAAUCGAUAUGGUAUAAUCGUAGUACAAAAAAAACUAAUUAAACCAAUAGCUUGGGAGAUUAAAAAUCAAAGUCUUCAAUUCGAUUCUCGAUACAGACAAUUGCUAGCUUUCUACCUUUCCCGCAAAAGGCUUCUUUCCGACGUGAGGGGAACAAUAUUAAAAGGAAUUCUUCUCUAAAUGGACCUAAUUGCAAAAUUGAAAUUAAAUUUAGCGGUAAAGACUACAGGAUUUUAAUAAACGAGAAAGAGAUAACAGCUGAGGAGAUUGCCAUGCAUUCACGAAAUGCAGAAAUCCGUAAAUCCAUUACUAUUACCUUCAUUGCUGUGAAUAUUAUUUUGCUUGUUAUCGUUGUUGGUGUUCUCUGUUGGUAUUGUUUUUGUAGAAAAGAAGGGAAUAAUGAAGUGAAGAAAUAAAUGAAGAGAAUUAGUUAAAAGAUGGAAAUAUAAAA
Meloidogyne enterolobii is the source of this 889-nucleotide messenger RNA. NCBI's taxonomy places the organism in Eukaryota, Metazoa, Nematoda, Chromadorea, Rhabditida, Meloidogynidae. The record is from the annotation of a GenBank genome assembly.